Messenger RNA from Cuscuta europaea, 2265 nucleotides. NCBI's taxonomy places the organism in Eukaryota, Viridiplantae, Streptophyta, Magnoliopsida, Solanales, Convolvulaceae. The record is from the annotation of a GenBank genome assembly.
GCUUUAUCUAGCUGGGUGACACAAUAAAUUAAUAUUACUCCGUAAAUAUUGUGGGGAGUAGGAAAUAUUUGCCUGGCCUCCUUUUAAAUAUAAAAUCCACCCGUGCAGGAAGAAACAAAUUUUCACCUACCCACCGCUCACAUUCGCCCCAUCCCACCCCUCCCGAAGCUCCGAUAACUUCGUCACUCAUGGCGGCUGCGGCGUCCACUUCCGUCUCUGUAUCCACUUUUUACUCCUCUUUCCGUAAUACCCUAAACCCUCCGACCUCUGUCCUCCCUCACGGCAUCAGAUUCAUUUCUUCUCCCAACUCUUCUCUAAAAGGGCUUCAUGCUCGAGCUCUUCCUUCUUUUGGCUCUGCCUCCGCCUCUGCCCUCUCCGCUCACUCGGUCUCCGCACCAGCCACCAUCCAGGCGCAGCCCCCUCUCGAUUUCGAGACCUCUUUAUUUAAGAAGGAGAAAAUCUCCCUCGCGGGCCGCGACGAGUAUAUUGUAAGAGGGGGUAGGGAUUUGUUCAACCUGUUGCCGGAUGCAUUCAAAGGAAUCAAGCAGAUUGGUGUUAUUGGCUGGGGCUCACAGGGCCCUGCUCAAGCUCAAAAUUUGAGGGAUUCUCUUGCAGAAGCAAAGUCAGAUAUUGUGGUCAAGAUCGGUUUAAGGAAGGGUUCUCGCUCUUUUAAUGAGGCAAGGGCUGUUGGGUUUACCGAAGAAAAUGGAACCUUAGGGGAUAUAUGGGAGACUGUCUCUGGCAGUGACCUUGUGCUGUUAUUAAUAUCAGAUUCAGCUCAGGCUGAUAACUAUGAAAAGAUUUUCUCACACAUGAAGCCAAAUAGUAUACUUGGGCUAUCACAUGGAUUCCUUCUUGGCCAUUUGCAGUCGAUGGGUCUUGACUUCCCUAAGAACAUCAGUGUUAUAGCUGUGUGUCCAAAAGGAAUGGGCCCAUCAGUUAGGAGGCUGUAUGUGCAGGGAAAAGAAAUCAAUGGGGCUGGAAUCAAUUCGAGUUUCGCAGUCCACCAGGAUAUUGAUGGUACUGCCACUGAUGUUGCUCUUGGGUGGUCAGUUGCCCUUGGUUCUCCUUUUACUUUUGCUACUACCCUAGAGCAGGAGUACAAGAGUGACAUAUUUGGCGAACGGGGGAUUUUACUUGGUGCUGUUCAUGGCAUUGUGGAGUCUCUGUUUAGAAGGUACACUGAGCAUGGAAUGGAUGAGGAACUUGCCUAUAAGAAUACUGUGGAGUGUAUAACUGGAAUUGUUUCUAAGACCAUAUCAACACAGGGAAUGUUGGCUGUGUACAACUCGUUGAGUGAAGAUGGAAAGAGAGAAUUUGAAAAUGCAUACAGUGCUUCAUAUUAUCCGUGCAUGGAUAUCUUGUACGAAUGCUAUGAAGAUGUAGCCACAGGCAGUGAAAUCAGGAGUGUAGUUCUGGCUGGGCGUCGCUUUUAUGAAAAGGAGGGUUUACCAGCUUUCCCAAUGGGUAAAAUUGAUCAGACACGGAUGUGGAAAGUUGGUCAGCGUGUCCGAGCGGUUCGCCCAGUUGGCGAUCUUGGUCCGCUGUAUCCUUUCACUGCUGGUGUCUUUGUGGCACUCAUGAUGGCUCAAAUAGAGAUUUUGAGGAAGAAGGGGCACUCAUACUCAGAGAUCAUAAAUGAGAGUGUGAUAGAGUCUGUGGAUUCACUGAACCCAUUCAUGCACGCACGUGGUGUCUCAUUCAUGGUCGACAACUGCUCAACAACAGCACGGCUGGGGUCUAGGAAAUGGGCCCCGCGUUUCGACUAUAUUCUCACCCAGCAGGCACUUGUCACUGUGGAUGAGGGUGCCCCCAUCAACAGGGACCUCAUCGGCAACUUCCUCUCAGAUCCCGUGCAUGGAGCCAUUCAAGUGUGUGCCCAGUUGAGACCCACUGUUGAUAUAUCUGUGCCCGCAGAUGCGGAUUUCGUUCGCCCUGAGCUGCGCCAGUCUACGAAGCAAGGCAGCUCUUGAAGACCAUCACUUUAUGCAAAGUGGCUAUGUAGUAGAGGUCUUUUUCCCCUCUUUUUCACGUGGGAUGUUUUUGCAGUGAACCUGUUCACGGUGUUAAUUUAUUCGGUCAAGAACUAUGCAUCUUCUCGAACUGUUCUAUAUGUUGCUGGUUUGAGAUAUCGAGCCAAGCAAAUGCUCGUCUUUAUUAUUGCAUUUUUAGCUAUUCAUCUUACGGCUUCUUUUCUCUCAAACCUUAAUUUUCCCUUUCUCUAUCGGUCUUCAUUAAUGUGAUUAUGUCUAUUUCUAUCUUCUC